AUGGAUAAAAAGAUAAUGCGUAAAGGGCCGCUGCCUGGGGGUCGCCGGGGCGCGUCUGGUGCUGGCGCUGGACGCGGCAGCAUGCGGGCCGCCAGCCGAGUGCGAGGAGCUGCACGGUCACCUAGCAGCCCUCCGCAUCCAUCAUCCCCACCAGAAGGCUUGGUGUCGGCUGGGUCUUCUCGGACUCAGCAAGCGGCACCCGCCGCUGGUGGAGCACGUCGCAUGCGUUGGUCACAAGCAAUGAACGCAAACACACUGCGGGCGUACUUUAGGGCAAAAGGGAAAGAAACUGGAUGUUUGGCGUAUCGGGCUAGGAUGCAUCGUCUUUUUGCUGAGCUGGAGCCAUCUUUAACCGUCACAGAGCAAAACCUGGCAGACCGAGUUCGGUAUAUCUUGCGCUCAAAUAUAUUUGAUGUCGCCGAACUCGAACGGCUACGACGUGAGGCUGUUCCCUCAUCGGAUGAAAAUGCUACGGCUGAGGAUGCGGCGCCACAAAUUGUAGAGCAACCCGCAAACGUGGAUGCCGCCGUGAAUACCCCAGUUGUGGUUGAUUCAAACGAUGAUGGAACAGUCGCCCGUGCAUGUAUAAUAAAGGUAUAA
Molecule: messenger RNA, 600 nt
Organism: Parnassius apollo (apollo)
Lineage: Eukaryota; Metazoa; Arthropoda; Insecta; Lepidoptera; Papilionidae
Source: the annotation of a GenBank genome assembly